AUGCAGUAUGAUCAUUGUCUAACCAUUUUGAUGGGGUUGCAAGUUGUCAAAUUUGCUAAUGAGAUGAAUCAUUUCGAACUUAUAGAGGAGGAGGCAGUUCCUCAAAUUGAAAUCCAGAGAUCAAGAGCUCAGUUACACAAAAUUUAUUCAACUAUUGUAAGAGACAAUGAACCUCUGAUUGGUGUUAACUCAGAAAUAGCACAAGCUUUGGCCAAUAUUAACAACAAUAUGAUGACAAUGAACAACAAUAUGGUGGAAAUGAACGAAAAUAUCGAGGCAAUGAAUAACAAUAUCGCAAACCUCCACAAUUCGAUGGUCACAUUGAGCAACAGUGUAGAUGCUCUCAAUAACAACAACAACAACAACAACAACAACAACAAUACCACCACCAGCAACGAAAUGAAUCAAAUAAUUCCAACUCUUAAUUUGAUUCCACAAAUCUACCAAGAUAUAUCAAGAAUAUCAGUUAGAUUGUCAAACACUGAACGUCGAGCACGCAACACAAGAUUCGCUUCGGUUCCUGGUAACGGUAUGUUUGAUUGGUUCCCAAACGACAUGGGUUCACCACCACCAAGAGAAGCCAAAUUGGGUGCAACUCCAAAUUUCUUUCCACUCCGUAUAGAUUUAUUAUCUUUAUUAGAUAUUUCUCGAUUGGCACAAUUCUACAACGAGGAUUUUGAAAUCAAUGGACAGGUUGACGACCAUUCACAAAUGUCCGACAAAUUUUGGUAUUGGACUCAACGAGACUAUACCAUAGUUGUACCACUCCAACCAAAUGUCAUAUAA
Cavenderia fasciculata is the source of this 786-nucleotide messenger RNA. RefSeq lists its product as uncharacterized. The coding region runs from base 1 to 786 and encodes 261 amino acids. The record is from RefSeq and is a predicted model, not a curated record. Lineage: Eukaryota; Evosea; Eumycetozoa; Acytosteliales; Cavenderiaceae. The transcript has 5 exons.